UCUGACGUCACAUCCUGCUACGUGCGGGGGGCGGGGGACCCCGCCGCCGCCAAAAACCACCACAGUUAAAAAAUGAUGGUGUCGGUGAAGGAGACAAAAAGUAUCCGCAGGUUUGUGUGCGGUCAACUCCGCGAUGAGCCAGACCUAAGCACACUGACCUUAGGGAUUUUAAAAAGGCGAUAUCUGGCACAUGUGCGACGUGAGUCAUUGAGUCCAGAGGCCAGAAGUUUCAUGAAACGGGUGGUUGAAGAGGAACUGAUGAAAAUGCAGGACAAUGACAAAAAUGGAAGCGAGCUGGAGACAAAGAAGCCCCAAAACAAAAGGAAGAGAGAAAAGGAAAAUGACAAGGUGAUAAGUGACAGAGAUGAUGAAGAGGAAUCCAGGGCAAAGAAAUCCCGUUGUCAGCCAAGCUCUUCAUCAGAAUCGGAGGAUAAAGAGGACUGCAAAACCGGAAGCGAGGAGAGUGACGAGGAAGAGCAAAUUAAAUCUGGAUCUGAGGAUGGAGAGCAAGAGGUGAAAAAGACAAAUGGAAACAGCAAACGGCAGAUGACCAGUGAAGACUCUACAGACGAGGAAAUUAAUACGCCAGAAAAAGAAGGGAAUGCAAAGAAAGCAAAUACUGCAAAGAAGGGAGAGGCAGGAAAUAGAAAUACAAUUCAAGGAAAGAAAACACCACAGAGUGAUGAAGAGAAUGAAAGUGACACGGAUGGCAAGUCAGAAAGGAGCGACAAAAUCAACAGCAGUGACUCCUCAGACGACAGUGAAAAAGAAGAAAAAGUCUCCCUGAAAAAGAAAGCAAAUACUAAAAAGAAGGGAGAGACGGGAAAUACAAAUAAAAGUCAAGGAAAGGAAACACAGAGUGAUGAAGAGAAUGAAAGUGACACGGAUGGCAAGUCAGAAAACAGUGACAAAGUCAACAACAGUGACUCCUCAGACAACAGUGAAAAGGAAGAAAAAGUCUCCCUGAAAAAGAAAGCAAAUACUACAAAGAAUGGAGAGACGGGAAAUACAAAUAAAAGUCAAGGGACAGAAACACCCCAGAGUAAUAAAGAGAACGAAAGUGACACGGACAGCAAGUUAGAAAGGAGCAACAAAGUCAAGGGCAGUGACUCCUCAGACGACAGUGAAAAAGAAGAAAAAGUCGCAGAGGAAAAGAAAAAUGAUGACUCGGACUCGGAUUUAUCCUCUGUGGAGGAUAAGCAGGAUAAUAAAAAGAAGAAAACGGGGAAAAAAGAGGCGAGCGCCAGAGGUCAAAAGGAUGACAACAAAGCAGUCGUGAGGCUGAAACGCUACAUCGCUCUCUGUGGUGUGAAGCAGAAUUACAAGAAGCUCCUCAAUGGAUGUGGCUCUGUUCGCUCACAGGUGGCUGUGCUGAAGAAGGUGCUUGAAGAUCUUGGUGUCAGUGGUCAGCCAUCUAUUGCAAAAUGCAAAAAAGUCAGAAUGAAGAGAGAGGAAGCUCAGGAACUAGCUGAGCUUGACGUCAACAACAUCAUCGCCACACAAGGUCGAGCUAAACGAAGAGGAUCCUCAGCACGACAGGAAAAGCACGACCCUCCGUCCUCUACAUACCUGCGCACUCUGGACUCCGGCUCUGAUAGUGAUCAGGAAAACAGUACACACAGGGGGCGCAGAAGAGCAACAGAGUGGGCCAACCUGCAGGGCAUCAUCAGUGAUGAUGCUGACAGCGACUGACCGGGACAAUUCAUCUUAAAAGUGUUCACAGGCUACUUGGAUAUGGACGUUUUUCUUUGUACAAGUUGGGUUUUGGUGUAAACAAAAGAACUUGAUACUGAUGCUAAUAAAUAUUUCUAAAACGUUUUACAGAAAUAAAUUAUAGGAGAAAAACUUCAUAUGGUGUCAAAGUAUUAGCAGAGAGGUGAUUAUUUUUUUCAUGUAUAUGUGUUCUUUCUAAUAAAAGUGUUGUACUCUUA
This is a messenger RNA of Micropterus dolomieu (smallmouth bass), 1931 nucleotides long. RefSeq names its product HIRA interacting protein 3 (gene hirip3). Bases 73 to 1692 code for a protein of 539 amino acids. The record is from RefSeq and is a predicted model, not a curated record. The transcript is spliced from 10 exons. Gene Ontology annotation, cellular component: nucleus. Lineage: Eukaryota; Metazoa; Chordata; Actinopteri; Centrarchiformes; Centrarchidae.